Messenger RNA from Oncorhynchus mykiss (rainbow trout), 8035 nucleotides. Lineage: Eukaryota; Metazoa; Chordata; Actinopteri; Salmoniformes; Salmonidae. The record is from RefSeq and is a predicted model, not a curated record.
UGCAUGCCUCCGAGUGCGUGCAGAGGUCUCAGUUCAACCCCGGAAUGUCGCAUCAUCAUCAGCUUCUCCUAGCGCCCUCGUAGUUCUCUAUCUCUGUCUAUCUUUAGGACUAUAAACACUGCGAGCAGAACCCGGUAGACUGAUAACCGUUACCUGAGGGUGCUACCGAACCCCGUGGUCCCUCUCACCCCCCCCCCCUGCCUGCCUAGGAAGCACAUCACCUCUGCGUCUUGUCUCUCUGCGCCCCGCUGCUGAGCGAGAUCAAUCUGACAGACAGAGCGGAUCUUCAAGGGGACAAUAUUCAUCAUCAUGAUCAAUAUCAACAUAUGGACCAAGCGAUAACGGAAUCAGCUCUGUUACUUUAGUAGAUUCUCUGCUUCCAGGCGCAUUAACGGGAUUCUGCCUCCGUCUCUGUGUCCUUGAGCUCGGCCUGUACAGUGAGUCAGUGGUUCCAGUCUGCUCUACCACUAGUCCUUCUCUCAACCCCCAACCCCUUCAUAAGCGAGACAAGAGAGAAGAGUGGAGUCACCAAGGACACAGGGAGAACGCUGGAGGCAGCCCUCAUCCCUCAGAGUGGGAGAACAAAAUACUAGAAAAAGAACUGAGUCAGUUGUUUCUGAGAUGUUGCUGACUGGUCCCUGGUUAAAACCUUGACCCCUGACCCUACUGGUUAGCUAAUGAAGUCUGUGUUUAAGACUUGUGUCUAAGAACUCUUGAAAGAAGAAGGAAGGACCAGCGCUUGGUGACUGGCUGGUAUAAAUAAGCAGAAACACUUGCUGCUCCGAGAGAGAGAGAGAGAGAGAGAGAGAGAGAGAGAGAGUGUAAGUCUGGACUCGUGUGUUCCAGAUGAGUGGGUGAAACCUCUCCAGAGAAGGAAAUAGAGACUACAGAGAGAGAAGAGGACCAAACCAGUCUGUCAGAAUGUCUACCACCGCCACCAUGGGAGAGAUGGCUAACAGUGCUGUUGAGUUCUACCCUAAAGGCCGGAGCCGAGGUGGAGGUGGAGGUGGGAAGGGGGAGGGUAACAAUGCUGUAGAGGGAGAUUUUGGGGUGACGGUGGAGGAGCUCAGGGAUCUGAUGGAGCUCCGGGGAGGGGAGGCCAUUCAGAAGAUACAGGAGGCAUACGGAGACUCAGAGGGCCUGGCCACUAAACUGCUCACCAACACUAUUGACGGUCUGUCAGGUGACCAGGCAGACCUGGAUCGUCGUAGCAAGUCAUUCGGUCAGAACUUCAUCCCUCCUAAACAGCCCAAGACCUUUCUGGAGCUGGUCUGGGAAGCUCUUCAAGACGUCACCCUUAUCAUCCUAGAGGUGGCAGCUAUCAUCUCCCUGGGCCUGUCCUUCUACCAACCCCCCGGAGAUGACACUGAGGCGUGUGGUAACGUGUCGGGAGGGGCAGAGGACGAGGGCGAGGCUGAAGCCGGGUGGAUUGAGGGUGCCGCCAUCUUGCUGUCCGUCGUCUGUGUGGUCCUGGUGACGGCCUUCAAUGAUUGGUCUAAAGAGAAACAGUUCCGUGGGCUACAGAGCAGGAUAGAACAGGAGCAGCGCUUCGCUGUCGUACGGAAAGGAAACGUGAUCCAGAUACCUGUAGCUGACAUGGUGGUGGGGGACAUGGCUCAGGUCAAAUACGGGGACCUGUUGCCAGCGGAUGGAAUCCUGAUCCAGGGAAAUGACCUGAAGAUUGAUGAGAGUUCUCUGACUGGGGAAUCAGACCACGUUGGGAAGACUGUGGACAAAGACCCUAUGCUGCUCUCUGGUACCCAUGUGAUGGAGGGUUCGGGUAGGAUGCUGGUAACAGCUGUGGGGGUCAACUCUCAGACUGGCAUCAUCUUUACACUGUUGGGAGCCGGAGAGGGGGAGGAGGAAGAGGAGGAGGAGGAUGACAAGAAGAAGAAGGGGAAGCAGCCCGAAGUGAUGGUGGAGAACAACCAGAAUAAAGCCAAGAAGCAGGACGAGGCUGUAGCCAUGGAGAUGCAGCCUCUGAAGAGUGCAGAGGGAGGAGAGGUGGAGGAGAAAAAGAGAGGCAACACCACAAAGAAAGAGAAGAGUGUUCUACAGGGUAAACUCACCAAACUGGCUGUGCAGAUUGGGAAAGCAGGCCUGGUGAUGUCAGCUAUAACAGUGCUCAUCUUGGUGUUGUAUUUUGUCAUCCAGACGUUCGUAAUAGAAGAUCGUGUGUGGCUAGCAGAGUGUACUCCAGUCUAUGUCCAGUACUUUGUCAAGUUCUUCAUCAUCGGAGUGACUGUGUUGGUGGUGGCUGUACCUGAGGGCCUGCCGCUCGCUGUCACCAUAUCACUGGCCUACUCUGUCAAGAAAAUGAUGAAGGAUAAUAACCUGGUUCGCCACCUGGAUGCGUGUGAGACGAUGGGGAACGCUACGGCCAUCUGCUCCGACAAGACCGGCACUCUGACCACCAACCGUAUGACUGUCGUACAGACCUUCCUAGGUGACCAGCACCACCGGUCAGUUCCGGAACCAGAACAGGUCAACCCCAAGACUCUAGAACUACUGGUCAACGCCAUCGCUAUCAACAGUGCCUACACAUCCAAGAUCAUGCCUGCAGACCAGGAGGGGGGUCUAGCUAAGCAGGUGGGGAACAAGACAGAGUGUGGCCUGCUGGGCUUCGUUCUGGACCUACAGCAAGACUACAGCGCUGUCCGAGACCGGGUCCCUGAGGAACAGCUGUUCAAGGUGUAUACCUUUAACUCUGUGCGUAAGUCCAUGUCCACGGUGGUCCAGCAACGAGACGGAUCCUUCAGACUCUACAGUAAAGGAGCUUCUGAGAUACUACUGAAGAAGUGUUCGUAUAUCAUGGACAUUCAUGGAAAGCCACGUAAUUUCAGACCCAGAGACAGGGAGGAGAUGGUGAAACAGGUGAUAGAGCCGAUGGCGUGUGAAGGGUUAAGGACGAUCUGUAUCGCAUUCCGAGACCUUCCAUCCAAUCCCGAGCCAGACUGGGACAACGAAGAGGUCAUCGUUACUCAGCUGACCUGUCUCACUGUGGUGGGCAUAGAGGACCCUGUACGACCUGAGGUGCCUGAUGCAAUUCGUAAGUGUCAGAAAGCCGGCAUCUGCGUAAGGAUGGUCACAGGAGACAACAUCAACACAGCCAGGGCCAUAGCAGCUAAAUGUGGCAUCAUCCAUCCUGGAGAAGACUUCCUGUGUAUCGACGGCAAGGAGUUCAACCGGCGAAUUAGGAACGAGAAAGGAGAGGUAGAGCAGGAGCGGAUCGACAAGGUCUGGCCUAAACUACGAGUCCUCGCUCGCUCCUCCCCCACCGACAAACAUACACUAGUCAAAGGCAUCAUGGACAGCACUGUGUUGGAGCUGAGGCAGGUUGUCGCGGUAACCGGAGACGGGACAAACGACGGGCCGGCACUGAAGAAGGCCGACGUGGGCUUUGCCAUGGGUAUAGCCGGUACAGACGUGGCCAAGGAGGCGUCUGACAUCAUAUUAACGGACGAUAACUUCAGUAGUAUAGUGAAGGCUGUGAUGUGGGGGAGGAACGUCUACGACAGCAUCUCCAAGUUCCUCCAGUUCCAGCUGACUGUCAACGUGGUGGCUGUCAUAGUGGCCUUCACUGGGGCCUGCAUCACACAGGACUCUCCUCUGAAAGCAGUCCAGAUGUUAUGGGUUAACCUCAUCAUGGAUACCUUCGCCUCUCUUGCCUUAGCAACAGAACCACCCACAGAGUCCCUGUUGCUACGUAAACCCUACGGCCGCAACAACCCCCUCAUCUCCUUGACGAUGUUAAAGAACAUCCUGGGUCACGGAGUCUACCAGCUCAUCAUUAUCUUUAGUCUCCUGUUUAUAGGAGAGCGUAUCUUCAACAUAGACAGUGGUCGUAAAGCUCCGCUCCACUCCCCUCCGUCAGAACACUACACCAUAAUUUUCAACACCUUCGUCCUCAUGCAGCUCUUUAAUGAGAUCAACGCCAGGAAGAUCCACGGAGAACGCAAUGUCUUUGACGGAAUCUUCUCUAACCCUAUCUUCUGUUCCAUAGUGUUCGGAACCUUAGUUAUCCAGGUGGUGAUCGUCCAGUGGGGAGGCAAGCCGUUCAGCUGUGCUCCUCUCAGCGUGGAACAGUGGCUCUGGUGUCUGUUCGUUGGAGUGGGAGAACUACUCUGGGGACAGGUGAUCGCCACGGUUCCCAGCGACCAAUUACCAUGUCUGAAGGAGGCGGGGGCAGCGAUGGCGGCGGUGGAGGAAGAGGAAGAGAUGGACGAAGGAGACGAAGAGGGAGAGAUCGACUGUGCUGAGAGAGAGCUACGACGAGGACAGAUACUGUGGUGUAGAGGACUAAACCGCAUACAGACACAGAUGCGUGUAGUCAAUGCCUUCCGUACCAACGUGUACGAGACCCGAGAGAAAACGGAAUCACGGAACUCCAUCCAUAACUUCAUGGCUCACCCAGAAUUCCUGAUCAAUGACCUCAUCCAUAACAUCCCUCUGAUCGACGACACAGACAUCGACGAGGAGUCAGAGCUGAGUCGAUACCAGCACCAACUCCACCCUGCCCUUCGAAAGCCCCCUCCACCCCCCGCCCAGCCCCCGUCCUCCUCCCGCUCCCGCCCACCAAGGCCCUACCGACAACACAGUCUCCCCGUCACCCCUACCAACAUAAACAACAACGCAACACUGGUCACCUUUGGCAACACAAACAACAAGGCUGUUUCCCCAGGUAACCGGUGCAUCAAUUAUGAAGUUGCAACCAGAGCUACAACAGCGCUAGGGGUAACAGGCUCCUAGCCCCCUCCUCCUGUCCUCCUCCCCGUUGCUCUCCCGACCUCCUCCUCUACUGCUUUCAGACAUCCUUAUAACUCAUGAACAGAUGCAGGGAGGAAAGGACAGACAGACUUACAGGCAGGAGGGGAGAGAGAGACAGACUGACAGGGAGAAGAGACAAUAAACAGACAUUUUAAAGGAGAACAUUUUUUCACCAUCAGAGAGGAGGGGUGUAUAAAAGGAGUCUAGGUUCUGACUGGAGGGAGAAGUUAAGCCCUUCCUUCCUGCUUCUUCUCUUAUCGCUAUUACCAGGCUACUAUACUACAGGAGAGAGGAGGAGUGAUCUGCUAUGACCAGGCUACUAUACCACAGGAGAGAGGAGGAGUGAUCUGCUGUGACCAGGCUACUAUACUACAGGAGAGAGGAGGAGUGAUCUGCUAUGACCAGGCUACUAUACUAUAGGAGAGACGGGGAGUGAUCUGCUAUGACCAGGCUACUAUACUACAGGAGAGAGGAGGAGUGAUCUGCUAUGACCAGGCUACUAUACUACAGGAGAGAGGAGGAGUGAUCUGCUAUGACCAGGCUACUAUACCACAGGAGAGAGGAGGAGUGAUCUGCAGUCUUCAAGAGGGGGUAGAACUGAGCUAGUCUGCAGUACCCCGGUCAGUCUUCAAGAGGGGGUAGAACUGAGCUAGCCUGCAGUACCCCGGUCAGUCUUCAAGAGGGGGUAGAACUGAGCUAGCCUGCAGUACCCCGGUCAGUCUUCAAGAGGGGGUAGAACUGAGCUAGCCUGCAAGGCGUUUUUUUAUCCACGCCAAACUUGAUGCAAAACCAUGCCCACGAGUAACCUAGCAACAUUCAAAGCUGCGCUGACUAGUCAGAGUUCGGACCUUCCCUGUGACUAAAUGGACGUGAGAGAGGAAGAACGCUAGAGGGGGAGUCCCCGCGGACGGGAAGUUCUGAGUUUGCUCAUGCCUGCCAUGCCACUAGCAAACACUGUGGCCCCAUCCACCGAUAACCCCGGACAGGGCCAACCAGGUAGAAUAGAACCCCUCCAACGAUAACCCCGGACAGGGCCAACCAGGCAGAAUAUAACCCCUCCAACGAUACCCCCGGACAGGGCCAACCAGGUAGAAUAGAACCCAUCCAACGAUACCCCCGGACAGGGCCAACCAGGCAGAAUAUAACCCAUCCAACGAUACCCCCGGACAGGGCCAACCAGGCAGAAUAUAACCCAUCCACCGAUAACCCCGGACAGGGCCAACCAGGUAGAAUAGAACCCAUCCAACGAUACCCCCGGACAGGGCCAACCAGGUAGAAUAGAACCCAUCCAACGAUACCCCCGGACAGGGCCAACCAGGUAGAAUAGAACCCAUCCAACGAUACCCCCGGACAGGGCCAACCAGGUAGAAUAUAACCCAUCCAACGAUAACCCCGGACAGGGCCAACCAGGUAGAAUAUAACCCAUCCAACGAUAACCCCGGACAGGGCCAACCAGGCAGAAUAGAACCCCUCCAACGAUACCCCCGGACAGGGCCAACCAGGUAGAAUAUAACCCCAUCCAACGAUAACCCCGGACAGGGCCAACCAGGUAGAAUAUAACCCCAUCCAACGAUAACCCCGGACAGAGCCAACCAGGUAGAAUAUAACCCCAUCCAACGAUACCCCCGGACAGGGCCAACCAGGCAGAAUAUAAACCCAUCCAACGAUACCCCCGGAUAGGGCCAACCAGGUAGAAUAGAACCCCACCCACUUUGCCAAAGCACAGCCCCCACACCACUAGAGGGAUAUCAACAGACCACCAACUUCCUACCCUGAGACAAGGCUGAGUAAAGCCCACGAAGACUGCAGUCCUUUCAUAAACACUUAGAUAACCACACUAAGCUAACCCUAGACACACUACUACACAGCUUCCGCCCAAUAGGCAUUGUAAGAUAGCGAUAACACUUGAUAUAAUUCACAGCUUUACUUACCUCCCCCAACCCACCCCUGUCUCAGCCUCCAGUAUCUAUGCUGCUAUAGUCUAUGUGCCAGGGGACUAGGGUCAGUCUGUUAAACCUGGUGUAAUGCAACUUCAUAUCAGGGAACAAUCAACUCUGACCAAUCAGCAUAGCUUUGAAUGUUGCUACGUUUCUCGUGGGCGUGGUUUUGCACCAAGUUUGGCGUGGAUAAAAAGGAGACGUCUUCAACGUCACUUCCUAGUGUGCAACGUUUCCAUGAAGCAAGAUUGCUCCACACUAACACAACACUUCCUGACCUUCAGACAUCACAUAGGGUGAAGUCAUCGAUGGCUCCAUCCAUUCUUUUUACACUCUAUGAUGAAACCACCACUACUACGGUUACUAUGACUACCAUCGUCAUCACCAUGGUUACUACUGCUGUGGUUUACAUAUACGCUUUAACUGUGUCCUAUAUUUAUUUAUUUAUUUAUUUAUUUCUCAUGUUGUUUUGAUUUGAUUUAUUGUCCUCAAAGAUUGGGGUUGUUUUCACAAUUCACCUGAUUGAUUUAUUGUCCUCAAAGAGGGGGGUUGUUUUCACAAUUCACCUGAUUGAUUUAUUGUCCUCAAAGAGGGGGGUUGUUUUCACAAUUCACCUGAUUGAUUUAUUGUCCUCAAAGAGGGGGGUUGUUUUCACAAUUCAUCUGAUUUAUUUAUUCCUACAAUAUUCUCUUUCUUUGUAUCACUCUUUUUCAUUAUUUUAGCAAUAUUUCUCUCUCUCUCUCUGUGUCUACGUGUAUUGUCUUGUCUGUCCUGAAAAAGAGAAACCAAUAUAUUUUUUAAACCAUACAGACAAGGAUAGGGCCUAAUAGAAGUUAAUAGUAUAUCUGAAAAAAAAACUACAGAAACAUUAAACAAAGAUCUAGAAGUUCUGGCAACACCAAACUCCCCAUAUCAUCCCCACGUCAUCCGCUGACUUCUAACCCCGGGGCUCGGUUGCAUCAUCCGCUGACUUCUAACCCCGGGGCUCGGUUGCAUCAUCCGCUGACUUCUAACCCCGGGGCCCAGGUUGCAUCAUCCGCUGACUUCUAACCCCGGGGCCUGGGUUGCAUCAUCCGCUGACUUCUAACCCCUGACUUCUAACCCCUUCUAACCCCUUCUAACAAAACAUUUUAAGGCAAAUGUCCCCCUAAAAUGAGAUGAAAAGAUUAAGGGUGCCCAUGAGGUCCAGUACGUUCUGCAUUCAGUAAGGAUAUCAAUGUAAACAGCAUUCAGGAUGGAUAUCAAUGUAAACAGCAUUCAGGAUGGAUAUCAAUGUAAACAGCAUUCAGGAUGGAUAUCAAUGUAAACAGCAUUCAGUAUGGAUAUCAAUG